AUGGUUGGCCUUAUUAUCGAUUAUAAAAAGAGAGCUGUUAAAACUAAGACAUUAUCGAACUUCGCCCUUUUUACUCCAGACACUGUUACGGCGGUGCUAUCCACUGGGCUGGGAAUAUAUAACGGAGCUCAGAGAACGAGGAAUUUGAUUAUUAACCUAGAUAUUAUCAACCAGGUCGGAGUAAAAAUUAGCCAAAAGGACGAUCAAAAGAUUAAUUGCAGAAAUAUUAAAAGAUGCACAAUACUAAUAACGUAUUUAAUGUCAAUAUUAAUAUUUAUAUUGACACAAAUUUAUUGUAACAUGACCAAUUAUCCGGCAGAAAAAGAUCUAUUAGCAGACAGUAAUUUCAGUGACCUUACAUUCGCUUAUAUCACCGUGAGUGAUGUAAUAUCUAAAAUGAAUGAUGCUGAUGGCGGUAUUGCUGUCAUAAUGUUCGCAAACUUCUUUUUAAGUAUUGUCAUUACUGGAUAUUAUGAGGAUCUCCUUUUUUCGGUGUUACCAGUUAAUUUCACGCUCAUACAAUUAACUUGGUGCAUGCUAUACGCCUUGAAGAUUUUAGUUUUUAUUGAAACGCUUCAUAUCAUCAACUCUCAGGUUGCUAAAAUAAACGUAAUUACCAGUAAAUUGAUCACCAAAGUCGCUAAUUUUGGCAAACGCGUCCCUACUGAGUUAGAUGUGAUGUUCAAACAGCUUAUUCUGAAUGAACCAGCUUUUGUACCGAAGGGACUACUUACUAUAAAUCGACCUUUAAUAAUAAAGAUUUUCAACGCUGUAACUACAUAUCUUCUUUUUAUGAUACAAUUCAAGCGGUCGGGUACU
Messenger RNA from Brenthis ino (lesser marbled fritillary), 819 nucleotides. NCBI's taxonomy places the organism in Eukaryota, Metazoa, Arthropoda, Insecta, Lepidoptera, Nymphalidae. The record is from the annotation of a GenBank genome assembly.